Molecule: messenger RNA, 1689 nt
Organism: Rosa rugosa (rugosa rose)
Lineage: Eukaryota; Viridiplantae; Streptophyta; Magnoliopsida; Rosales; Rosaceae
Product: leucine carboxyl methyltransferase 1 homolog
Exons: 13
Coding region: 64-1089 (341 amino acids)
Biological process (GO): methylation
Molecular function (GO): methyltransferase activity
Source: RefSeq, a predicted model, not a curated record
CAUAGCAACCAAACGAACCCGCAAAGCAAAAGAGGGAAAGGAAAACCUUGCAUCUCAGAAUCGAUGGCGAAGCCAGUGGCUGAUUGGCAGAGCAACAAGGAAGCAGUUCAGGCCACAAACGACGACGCUUCCGCCAGCAAACUGUCCUGUGUGAAAAAGGGUUACAUGAAAGAUGAUUAUGUCCAUUUAUUUGUGAGAAGACCUGUCAGAAGAUCACCCAUUAUUAACCGCGGUUACUUUGCCCGCUGGGCUGCGCUUCGCAAGCUUAUGAAUCAGUUUCUUGAUACUGAAGUCCGCGAAAAGGGUGGGUUGAAGAAGCAGAUACUAUCACUUGGAGCUGGCUUUGAUACCACAUAUUUCCAGUUGCAGGAUGAAGGGAGAGCACCAUAUUUAUAUGUGGAGUUGGAUUUUAAGGAGGUUACUAGAAAGAAGGCAACAAUUAUUGAAACCUGCAGUCAAAUGAGGGACAAAAUUAGUGCAACAGCAUCAAUAUCUCGAGAGAGAGGAGAAGUGCUCAGUGACUGCUAUAAGCUACUUCCAGUUGAUUUGCGCGACAUACAUCAAUUAAACGAGGUCAUAGCUUUGGCUGGUAUGGAUCCCAGCCUGCCAACUUUUAUAAUUGCAGAAUGCGUUUUGAUAUACAUUGAUCCAGAAUCUAGUCGUGCCAUAGUUGGCUGGGCAUCAAAAACAUUUUCAACAGCAAUUUUUUUCUUAUAUGAGCAGAUUCAUCCAGAUGAUGCUUUUGGGCAGCAGAUGAUCAGAAACUUGGAGAGUCGAGGUUGUUCGCUCUUGGGAAUACAUGAUACGCCAACAUUGCAGGCAAAGGAAAGACUUUUUCUUGAUCGAGGAUGGCAGAGAGCUGUUGCCUGGGACAUGCUGAGAGUAUAUAGUAGUUUUGUUGAAGCUCAAGAAAGACGCAGGAUUGAACGAUUGGAAUUGUUUGAUGAAUUUGAAGAAUGGCACAUGAUGCAGGAGCACUACUGUGUGGCUUAUGCAAUCAAUGAUGCCAUGAAUCUUUUUGAGGAUUUCGGCUUCCCUAAAGAGCAGCAGAAGCACGAGCCCAUCCCCUCCUCAUCAGCAUCACCAUGAAAGCAUGAUACUUGACCAAGACCGCAACCAUGAAUCCAUGAUGAUGUUCCCAAGUUUGGUUAAACAUUAUAUCAGAUAAGCACUUCUGAUUCAGGUAAACAAUCAAGGGGACUCUCAAGUCUUGUUUUGGCUAUAGUAUUCAAAUGAAUGGUGACCAUCUAUGUGCGAAUGUUCUUUUGGCUAAAAGAGAAAGAUCCUUUCCUCUUUGUGCUAGCUGUUUGGCAAAGAAAAAGACUUGGUGGGUCCACCAAAGCACCAAAUAUCUGUUAUGUUAUUGGCUUGUAGGGUUUGGGUCAUGUGAGGAGGGGAGGGGGGAUAAUGUGCAUGGUUGGUUCUUUUCCCCUAUAAUUUUGCUUGCCCUUUUUUAUAUCUUGUUUUCUUCUUUCUUGGAUGAUGAUCAUGACAUCAGUGUGGACUUUGGAGUUUGGAAGAUAGUGGAAAAUCGAUUCACAUAUUGUUGAUACUAUUAUCUUCCUUCUUUUUAAAAUUUGGCCUUAAUUUGAUUUAACGGGCGAGUGUGAAAUGAAAAAUUAUGAAUAUUGCAUAUUGUGAUUGUGUAUAUAUCCUACAUUAAAUAAAGAUUAUUUUGGAUUAUGAGCC